Fusarium keratoplasticum is the source of this 1089-nucleotide messenger RNA. RefSeq lists its product as uncharacterized. The coding region runs from base 1 to 1089 and encodes 362 amino acids. Lineage: Eukaryota; Fungi; Ascomycota; Sordariomycetes; Hypocreales; Nectriaceae. The transcript has 2 exons. The record is from RefSeq and is a predicted model, not a curated record.
AUGUCACAUCGGUCGUCUUUAUCAGAGCCUCAAUCCGGCGAGACUAGGAGCCGACUCCUUCUUGCACCAGCCGAAAUCCGACACAUCAUUUAUGAACACGUGUUGCCACAUGGAAUCCAUGUCUUCAGGCAAGGAGCAAAGCUAUGCUGUUCCGCUUGUGUUGGAGCCUCAAGCGACGAUGAAGACGGCUCCGAAAGACAGGCGACAGGUGAUCCAAGGUCUGACACUGUAUGGGCGCGUCGCCUAAAAUCGUCUUGGGGCCCUCACUGGCUGUGCGAGGAGCUGGCUUUGAGCAUGGACAAGGCCCAAAGGCCAGUCUCUCGCGUAGACUUGGCCAUCGCUUUCACUUGCAAGCAGCUUUACUUCGAAGUUCUUCAACUUAAUAUCCACGACCGGGUUCUGCAUGUUACCGACCUAGAUGUCCUCAUGCAAGUGCUGCAGAAGCCAGACGGCUUUUUCAACAUCACUUCUCAGUUGCCGAGCCCUUUUGCAUCCUCGAUUCUCUGCUUUAGAGAGCUCCAUCUCACACUCCGGCUUCCACCAGUAUUUUUGGCGAAACUUGAGGACCUCAUCGAGACUAAUGCCGCUUCUGAAACAUCUCCCGGUCUGGAUGAGUCCAUCGAUGCUUGGGGAACACAAACAGCCGCAUGGCUGCAUUUAGCAACACUUCUCUCUCGACCUACAGAGCUGCGAAGGCUUCAUAUCUGGCUUGAUCACCAGAGCAACAUGCUCUGGUCCAUCGUCGACGAGCGCACGAUCACGUCGGUCUUAGAGCCGUUGACAACAAGGACCGACAUUCAUAUAUCCGUCAGUCUUCCCAAGAUCCAGCAUGGCUUAGAGUCACAUCGACACUUGCUAGAACAUGAGGAUAUGACGAAUUAUGGAAUCAGCCGAAGGGAAAUGCAACGUUACUACGUUGACCAUAAUCUGGAUGGGCAUGAUGAGCCUGUUGUCGGUUGUCAAGAGAUAGUGACAACUGUGGACGGCGAUAUUGCGGGGUUGGUAGAGUUGGAGCGGCUUUGUUACAAGGGACAAGAGGAGUUAGUAAUGGAGUUGAGUGGCCUGUGUGUUCACCCAGGCUAUGUAUAA